Messenger RNA from Cucurbita pepo subsp. pepo (vegetable marrow), 2043 nucleotides. Its product is annotated as cytochrome P450 714C3. Gene Ontology annotation, molecular function: oxidoreductase activity, acting on paired donors, with incorporation or reduction of molecular oxygen; heme binding; iron ion binding. NCBI's taxonomy places the organism in Eukaryota, Viridiplantae, Streptophyta, Magnoliopsida, Cucurbitales, Cucurbitaceae. The record is from RefSeq and is a predicted model, not a curated record.
GCGGCGGGUUGGCGGCUUAGAAAGUGAAAGAAAAAAAAAGCGCUGAAGUUCUUACAAUUUAGUUCGCUUUCCUUUCCACCGAUGAGAAAAUGAGCUCGAAAUGCGACGGCACUACUCAUCUCGAAAUUCUUCUCCGAUCGGAAUCUUCCCAGAACUGUAUCUCCGAAGAGAAGUCCCGGAUUCUUGGGGAUUUCGUCACUCGCGAAGUCAAUGCGUUCCUCUGGUUUUCUCUCAUCGCCAUCACUGUGGUUCUGAUCGGCAAGGUUGUUGAGCUCUUCAGAUUGUGGUCGAAGGCGAAGCAACUUCCCGGACCUCCUAGUCCGUCUUUCUGCGGUCACUCCAAGGUCAUUUCGCGCCGGAAUCUCACGGAUGUAUUAUAUGACUCUCAUAAAAAAUAUGGACCAGUCGUCAAGCUAUGGUUGGGUCCCAUGCAGCUUUUGGUGUCUGUAAAAGAGCCAGCUCUUCUCAAAGAAAUUCUGGUGAAGGCCGAGGAUAAAUUGCUUUUGACAGGAAGGGCAUUCAGAUUGGCAUUUGGGCGUUCAAGUCUCUUUACUUCCUCUUUCGAGAAGGUGCAAAACAAAAGACGGUGGCUAGCAGAAAAGUUAGAUGAAAUAUUAUUCCAGAGAGCUAAUGUUUUUCCUGCAAAGGCUGUAGAUUAUUCUGUAGGGAGAGUGCAAGAUAUUAUGAUUGAAGAAGGUGUAGAUUGUAAUAAGGUUUCUCAACAUUUGGCUUUUACAUUGUUAGGGUGCACACUUUUUGGGGAUGCUUUUUUGGGUUGGUCCAAGGCAACCAUCUAUGAGGAACUUCUGAUGAUGGUUGCAAAAGAUGCCAGCUUUUGGGCCUCCUACAGAGUUGCUCCUUUCUGGAAACAAGGAUUCUGGCGGUACCAGCGCUUGUGCAUGAAAUUGAAAUGCUUAACACAAGAUAUUGUUCAGCAAUGUAGAAAACAUUGCAAGCUCUCCUCUCACUCCCAGAAUCAAAACCUUCAAAAUGAAAUCAAAAGUACUGGUGUGGAGGCUGAAUUUGUCAUACCACGCUGUCCUGCUACCGAGAUGCGUAAUAGCUGUUUCUUUUAUGGUCUUCAUGAUCAGGUUAAUCCUAAUGAAGAACCAAUUGGAAAUAUUAUGGGUGUGAUGUUUCAUGGAUGUCUAACUACCGCAAAUUUGAUUGCUUCCAUUUUGGGAAGGCUUGCCACAAAUCCUGAAAUACAAGAAAAGAUCAACUCAGAACUAAAUAUAGUACAACAGGGCUCGGUGAAAGAUCACCAGAAAAAUGUUGAUAACAUGCCGCUUCUGUUGGCAACUAUAUAUGAAUCUGCUCGUCUUCUGCCAGCAGGGCCUCUGUUACAAAGAUGUUCACUUAAACAAGAUUUGGUCCUAAAGACUGGUAUAACCAUACCGACCGGAACUUUAGUUGUUGUACCCUUAAAAUUGGUACAAAUGGAUAAUUCAAGUUGGGGAAGUGAUGCGGAUAAGUUCAAUCCUUACCGUUUUUUAUCAGUGGCUUGUAAUGGCGCGGAUAUGAGUCAGCGAACAUCACUUGCAGGAGAAAAUGCUGGGGACGAAGGAGAGAGCUCCUUUGUUUUGAACGAUCCAACCGGCAAUGUUGCCUUUCUUCCCUUUGGCUUUGGUGCACGUUCCUGUGUUGGUCGGAAAUUUAUCAUACAGGGAGUAGCAACACUAUUUGCCUCUUUGCUCGCCAACUACGAGAUUAAACUUCAGUCAGAAUCCAAGAAUGACUCGAAGCUGUCAUCAAAUACCUCUGCAUCGCAAAUGCUUCCGAAUUCGAAGAUAGUCUUCGCAAGGAGGAACAGCUAAAGAACAAGUAGCUAAAAGCUCACACCCACAUAGGAUAUAAUAUAUGUAUUUCAGGUCAGUUUACUAAUAUUUUCUGUGAAUAGUUCUUACGGGGAGUUCUGUGUUCUUUCUCCCCCGACUCGUUAUGGGAGGCUGGGACACAUGCUUUUUCCCUCCCUAUGCUUAUAGGAGCUCGAGCACUGCCUUUUCACUGUUUUAUCACGUGUUUUUUAAGCGCUCGAGUUCU